Molecule: messenger RNA, 1464 nt
Organism: Neurospora hispaniola
Lineage: Eukaryota; Fungi; Ascomycota; Sordariomycetes; Sordariales; Sordariaceae
Product: UDP-N-acetylglucosamine pyrophosphorylase
Exons: 2
Coding region: 1-1464 (487 amino acids)
Biological process (GO): UDP-N-acetylglucosamine biosynthetic process
Molecular function (GO): UDP-N-acetylglucosamine diphosphorylase activity
Source: RefSeq, a predicted model, not a curated record
AUGGCCGUCGAUCCAGUACCGACCCCGGAGCAGGUCUCCGAGCUCAAGGACAAGUACACCAACGCCGGCCAGGGCCAGGUCUUCACGUUUUACGACUCCCUUUCGAGCGAAGAACAGGCGCAGCUCUACAAGCAGCUCGCCGGUUUCGAUCCCCUCUAUAUUAACAAGAUUGCCGCCAAGGCGCUCACUCCUCAGUCCUCUGAGAGUGAGAAACCCACCCUCGAGCCAUUGCCCGACUCGGCCAGAGCCAGUACCUUGGACUCCGAUAAACAGACUCAGGAUGAGUGGUGGAACCGCGGCCUGCAGCUGAUUGCUGACAACAAGGUCGCUGUUGUCCUCAUGGCGGGCGGUCAGGGCACCCGUCUUGGCAGUUCUGCCCCCAAGGGCUGCUUCGACAUCGGUCUUCCCUCUCACAAGUCUCUUUUCCAGAUCCAAGCCGAAAGAAUCGCAAGACUGCAGGUGCUGGCUUCGCAACGCCGUGAGCAGGCCGGCUCCCCGGUGGUGCCAUGGUACGUCAUGACGUCCGGCCCUACUCGCAAGGCCACCGAGGACUUCUUCAAGACCAACAACUACUUCGGCCUCAGCCCCGACCAGGUUAUCAUCUUUGAGCAGGGUGUGCUUCCCUGCAUUUCCAACGAUGGCAAGAUCCUCCUUGAGAGCAAGUCUAGGGUUGCCGUCGCUCCUGAUGGCAACGGCGGCAUCUACAAUGCUCUCGUUGACGCCAAGGUCCUCGAUGACAUGGCCCGCCGCGGCAUCGAGCACGUCCACGCCUACUGCGUAGACAACUGUCUCGUCAAGGUCGCGGAUCCUGUCUUCAUUGGCUACUGCGCUUCCCAGAACGUCGAUAUUGGUACCAAGGUGGUACGCAAGCGCAACGCGACCGAGCCCGUUGGACUUAUUCUCCUCAAGAAUGGCAAGCCGGACGUCGUCGAGUACAGCGAGAUUGACGACGCAGUUGCUGCCGAGCAGGACCCGGCGCAACCUGGAGUGCUCAGGUUCCGUGCCGCCAACAUUGUCAACCACUACUAUUCGUUCCGCUUCCUCAAGUCGAUUCCCGAGUGGGCGGGCAACCUGCCGCAUCACAUUGCCCGGAAGAAGAUCCCCUAUGCGGAUCUGGAGUCGGGAGACACCGUCAAGCCUGACAAGCCGAACGGCAUCAAGUUGGAGCAGUUCGUUUUCGACGUCUUCCCCUUGAUUGAGCUUUCCAAGUUUGCUUGCAUGGAGGUUAAGCGCGAGGAUGAGUUCAGCCCGCUCAAGAACGCCAGGGGAACGGGUGAGGAUGAUCCGGAUACCAGCAAGCACGAUAUCAUGGCACAGGGACGCAGAUGGUUGGAGGCGGCUGGUGCCAAGUUUGCGGAAGGCGUGGAGGACGGCGUGGAGGUCAGCCCUCUAGUCAGCUACUGCGGCGAAGGCCUCCAAAGCUACGCCGACAGGAAGGUGGUAGCGGUUGACCGCAUUGAAUAG